This is a messenger RNA of Canis lupus familiaris (dog), 5207 nucleotides long. It is a transcript of the gene NAALADL2, whose product is annotated as N-acetylated alpha-linked acidic dipeptidase like 2. The record is from RefSeq and is a predicted model, not a curated record. Lineage: Eukaryota; Metazoa; Chordata; Mammalia; Carnivora; Canidae. The transcript is spliced from 14 exons. The coding region runs from base 372 to 2735 and encodes 787 amino acids.
UGGAAAAAGUAUCUCUGCAUUCAUCAUUGCAAACCAUGCCUGUGAGUGUCUUGAAAUCUUUCUAAAACCAAAGAGGACUGACCAGUUUAUGACUCUUCCUUCCCAGCCUAUAGAACCUUAACAGCAUUUUAAAGAAGGAGAAGUGCAAGAAGCUCUUGUUUAACUUAUCCAUGUUCCAGGAGGAAGGCUUCCUUCCACUAGCUCUCCCUGAUAGGUCAGGGCACUUGAAGACCUGAGACAUUUUGGAGUUGAAAUUUAAUUAUUAAGGCAAAAGGGCAUUUUGGAGUUGGAACUUCCAGAAGCUCUGCUGAAGAGACCUUAUUACAUAAGGAUAAAUUUGAACACAUUUGGAGCCAGUAAAAUUGCAGAAAAUGUCAAGGCAUGAAAUCCCAGGUAAAAAGAUGGCCUAUCAGAAAGUCAAUGCAGAUCAAAGAGCGCCAGGACAUUCACAGUACUUGGACAAUGAUGACCUACAAGCCACUGCCCUUGACUUAGAGUGGGACAUGGAAAAGGAACUGGAGGAGCCUGGUUUUGACCAGUUCCAGCUAGAUAGUGCUGAGAUUCAGAAUCUAGAGAAUCCAGAGACUACAGAUCUCAAUCUUGAUUCCAUUCAACCAGCAACUUCACCCAAAGGAAGGUUUCAGAGACUUCAAGAAGAGUCUGACUAUGUUACCCGCUACACAAGGUCUGCACCAAAGAGCAACCCCUGCAACUUUUGCCGCCUUUUAAAAAUACUUUGCACAGCCAUCGUUUUAUUUAUUUCGGGGAUUUUGAUAGGCUACUAUGCACAUAAAAAGUGCCCUUCAAAUGCUACGUCUUCAGCAACGCUUGAUCUUCAGUUAUACCAAGAGAUUCUUGAGACGAUCCAAGCGGAAGAUAUUAAGGAGUCUUUCAGAAAUUUGGUACAACUGUAUAAAAGUGAAGAUGACACAGAGAUUUCAAAGAAGAUCAAGACUCAUUGGACUGCUUUGGGCCUAGAAGACGUACAGUUUGUGAAUUACUCUGUGCUGCUCAACCUGCCGGGCCCGGGGGCCAGCUCUGUGACUCUGAGCAGCAGCGGCCAAUGCCUCCAUCCUAGCGGCCGGCCCUGCAGCGAGGAAGCCAGGACGCGCGGCGGCCAAGACCUGCUCUACUCAUACGCAGCCUAUUCUGCCAAAGGAGCUCUCGAGGCUGGAGUCAUUGAUGUGAGCUACGGCAAUGCAGAUGAUUUAAAAAGGAUUCAAAAAAUGAAAAAUACAACGAAUCAGAUUGCACUCCUGAAAUUAGGAAAAUGGCCACUACUUUAUAAGCUUUCCUUAUUGGAAAAGGCUGGAUUUGGUGGUGUUCUUCUAUAUGUUGAUCCUUGUGAUUUACCAAAGACUGCAAAUCUUAGCUAUGAUGCCUUCAUGGUGUCACUGAACCCAGGAGGAGACCCUUCUACGCCUGGUUAUCCCAGUGUGGAUGGAAGCUUUAGGCAAAACCGAGCAAACCUCACGUCUCUGCUAGUGCAGCCCGUCUCAGCAUCUCUCGUUGCAAAACUGAUCUCUUCACCAAACAGCAGAACCAAAACUGGUGUCUGUAGCCCUCUAGAGCUUCCAAAUAAUGAUGAAAGAAUUGUCAACAUGCAAGUUCAGACAGUUACGAAAUUCAAAACAAUUACUAAUGUUAUUGGAUAUUUAAAGGGCUUGACAUCUCCAGACCGCUACAUCAUAGUUGGCAGCCAGCAUCACACGGCGCCCAGUUCUUACGGACAAGAAUGGGCUAGCAGCACGGCCGUAAUCACAGCUUUCAUCCGGGCCUUGAUGUUAGGAGUCAAGAAAGGGUGGAGGCCACACCGCACAAUCGUUUUCUGUUCAUGGGGAGGAACAGCUUUUGGCAAUAUUGGCUCAUAUGAAUGGGGAGAGGAUUUCAAGAAGGUUCUGCAGAGAAAUGCUGUGGCUUACGUUAGUCUCCAUAGUCCCAUAAGGGGUAACUCAAGUCUGCAUUCCAUGGCUUCACCAUCUCUUCGGCAACUGGUAAUAGAGAAAAGCCAUUUCAACUGUUCCAGAAAAGCUAAGUGCCAAGAAAGCAACGUCAGUUCUGUGCAGAUACCUGGUGAUGCUGAUUAUUUCAUCAACCAUCUUGGAGUUCCCACUGUGGAGUUCACCUACGAGGACGUCAAAACGUUAGAGGGUCCAAGUUUUCUUUCUGAGGCCCUUUUUCCUAAACGCACAGCAAAAAUUGAAGAAAUGGAUCCAUUUUUCAACCUUCAUGAAACCAUUACCAAGCUCACGGGAGAAGUGAUUUUGCAAAUUGCCAAUGAACCAGUUCUGCCCUUUAAUGCACUCGAUGUAGCUUUAGAAGUUCAAAACAGUCUUAAAGGUGAUCAACCCAACACUCAACUGCUAGCCCUGGCCUCUCGCCUACGGGAAAGUGCUGAACUCUUCCAGUCAGAUGAGAUGCGUCCUGCUAAUGAUCCCAAGGAGAGAAUUCCCAUCCGUGUCCGAAUGCUGAAUGACAUUCUUCAAGACAUGGAGAAAAACUUCCUGGUACAGCAAGUGCCACCAGGUUUUUAUAGAAAUAUCCUGUACCACCUUGAUGAGAAGACAAGCCAGUUUGCAACACUCCUGGGGGCGCGGGAGCGCUGCAAGUUACUCGCAUCAAAUGAGACCCUUCAAGAAGCCCUGUCAGAGGUGUUGAACAGCAUUAAUUCAGCUCAGGUUUACUUCAAAGCAGGACUUGAUGUGUUCGAGAGUGUCUUGGUUGGAAAGAACUGAGAAAACUCUCAGCAUUUUAAAAAGUUUGUUUACAAUUCCUCAAGCAAAAGCUCUAAUCUAACCGGAUUUUCUGACAUUGAAGACUUUCCCCCCCAAUGACUUUUUAUACAAGUCUAAAGCUAUUAUUACAUCGUAUUUUCAAAUGUACAUAUGAAAGAGCAUUUUGCACAUUUAAUAUUUUCUUAUAUCUACAUCUCUGGAAUAUGUAAAAGUGAGUUAUUGAAAUAAUACUCAAGAUUUAUCUAUUAAAAAGAAAUCUGCUGUAUUUUUAUACAUAUAAAAUAUUUUGGGGGGAAAAGUUCCAAGAAGUGCUGGACAAUCUUCACUCCUAGGGAUAAAACAUAUAGGAAUGGAAGUUAUUCCUUAUGUUACAGCUAUUAAUGACCUAGUUUCUGUAACAGAAAUGGAGAGUUGAUAUGGUUUCAGAUUAACUUCACUAGUAAGUAUUCAAUAUGAAGAAUUCAAGUAUUCCGACCGAGUGAUUGGUCGACCAAAACCACUUUGAAUGUUUCUAUUUUAUGAAAUGAAGUGCCUGUUCGUAAUACAACUAGAUGUAGUAAUACACUGGUUAUGAAAUUGUAUUUUUUAAGUAUUAAUGAAAAAAAAAAGAGCCAUAAACAUUCCAGGGGAAAAUCUCAAAGUAGCUGCACAGAGCAAUUUAAAUGCAAAUUUUUUCCUAACAACUUAUAAGGUGACUAGCUUUGAAACCCCUAAUUUGCCUCAGUUGAUUUUGUAAAAAUUUCAGGAGUGAUAUAUGUCUUACGAGGGAGAAAAUAUUUCCGAUUUCUUCUUCUGUUGGUUCUGUUGGAAGCACUGAAACCCAGCUACUCUAAAAUGAAAGCAUUUUGCAUCGCUCUUCCUUCUUAUAUCUUUUCCGAAACUCCUUUCUGUAGGGCGGUUUUAACAGAAUACCAUGUAAUUUGCACAGGAAAGUAGCAAAGUUUCUCUUUGAAAACCCAAACUAUCUUAAAAAGCAUCAAAUCGCUAUUUCUGCCACUGACAAAAGGACCUACAAUGAAAGAAAGAGUUGUUUGAUCAAUGAAAAACUUCUUAAUUCUGUGAAGAAACUUUUGAUAUUUUUUUUUUCCUUCUUUAGCCUUCAUUGUGACUGGGAUGAAAGUGUAGCAAAUAUUCAUGCUUCUAAUUUUAUGCGGAAAAUGCAGUGUUACUAUAAGAAUGUGUCUUUCCCACGAUUCAGUUAUUCUCUCAUGUGGAAAAUGAAGUCUUCAUAUUGACGUUGUCACGAAAUGGCCCCAGAAUCCACUAUUUCCCCCCAAAGCCUAAAAUUCUAGUAGGUGACAGUUUAAACUUUGAGCUUAUCCUUAGAAAAUGUUUUUUCUGACAUUGAAUAAACCAACUUCCCUUAGGAGACGCAUCCUCGGUAUAUUUUAUGUCAUUGUCUCUACCUAACACAACACUCAACCACACUUCUCUCUUUAGACACCACACCAGAGCAGCGUGUCAGGGCCUCCCGUGUUUAUGGGUGAGCUUGAACCCACUCUGCGUUUCAAGGAAAGCUACCCUCGGGGGCAAAGAAUCAAUCCGCAUUGAUUCAUUGAUUUAUAAGGGUCAGCUGUUCCUACCAUAAGUAAUGUCGAUAUGCUCAAGGCAAAGAGGACAAUUGGUGCCAUUAGCUGGGUAACAGGAGCAGAAAUCUAUUUUCAUGUGAAACGCCUGUUGCGCGUGUUUGAGCGACACGUGAGACUACCUUACAAAUUUUUUGUAGAACCGAUGUACUUGUUUGAAAAUAUUUCCCAUGUUGAAGAAUGUCUACAAGGAGCGCCUGAGCGGAGCAGCCUCGGGGUGCCUUACCAUCAGUGCUCUCUUUUGCUGGACAAAAAUCAAUAGCAGAACAGAGGUGGGAAGACAUAUACAACCGUGUUUGGGGCCAAAUAAGGGAAUGCUUUCUACCAAAGAAUCUUCCAUAUUUAAUCAAGCUUCGGUGUGUUCCUUCCAGUUCUUUGUUUAGAGCCGAAGUUAAAGCAAACAGCAUUUUGGAGUUGAAGCUCAAUUUAAAACAAGCAAAACCAAAUAAUUAUCAGUUUGGUAGUUUAUCAUCUUAAAACGAAAUCCCAAGUAAGCCCAUUCCCUUAGUCUGUAAGACUGUCGAGAGCACAAAAUAUAUGUUUGUUCAUUUUUGCUUAAACAUGGUGUAAACCUCAUGGCAUAGAUAAAAAUCUCAAAUUAUUGAUGCUCCCUUCUAGAUUAUAUUGAUAUUUGCUAUGUGAAAAAAAAAAAACCUAAAGGUAACUAUAUACUAAUGUGUUUUUAUUAGUCUAUUUAAGAAAUUAUGUGAAGAAAACAAAUUGUAAUUAAAACAGAUGUCCACUAAUUCUAUAGAUGCUGUUUUAGAUCUUUGACUGCGGUAAACCUCUUACCUAGAACAUCGCUGCUAUGGUGUUCCUCCAGAUUUACAACAUUUCGAUUUCUCCCCCUAACAAAUCCAAGCAAAUAAAAUCCUAUGCAAGUUAA